AUGAUCUCCACUCGAUCCGCCGCGAUUGGAUACGACAUCUGAUGGGAAUCCAAAACAUCGAUUAUUACGAUUAUUCUUGAGAGAUUGCUGCGGGAAUCUGGACGGACGGACACACACACACGGCAUUCCUGAGACCUGCAGGACGUUGACAUCUGAAGGGCAACGAAACGUUUCCUGCCGUGAUUCCUCAUGUAGACCCAAGCCGUUUGAAAGACUUGGAGGAUUCCAUCGCUCACAGACAGUCAAGAAUGACCCUUGCCUGUGCUUCAGCUCGGAAACACCUCAGAUGCUCGAGAACCUCGAUUUAAAAACACAAAUCUCCCCUUUUAUCUCUUUUGUACCGGCUCAUGGAGAGACUACUGAUAGAGUCUGGAUAAAAUCAAGAAGGAAAAACAGAGAACUCUGCUGAGCCUGCAGGUUUGAACUUUGGCUUUGGCACACCCCUCAGGAGAAGUCAAAGAGACACACACUGUAUCAUCAUUCACCUAAGUGGGGAGAACUCUCUUUGUCUGGUUGUCUGAAAUGAAGCCAAAGUGCGGUUCCACCAUGUGGCCCCUUGGGCCACUGCUGUUAGCCGGGCUCUUGGUGUCGUCGGGGGGCCUUGAAUUUGGUGGCGGUCCCGGGCAGUGGGCACGUUACGCCCGUUGGGAGGCGGGCAGCAUCGGAGAGCUCAGCUUCAGCCUGAAAACAAACGCGAGCAAAGCACUGGUCUUGUACCUGGAUGAUGGAGGGAACUGUGAUUUUCUGGAACUGUUGAUUGGAGGCGGACACCUGCAGCUCCGGUUUGCCAUCCACUGCGCCGAACCUGCCUCGCUGCAGAUGGAAACCCGCGUCAACGACGACCGAUGGCACAUGGUGCUGCUCACCCGGAACUACCGUGAGACCAUGCUGAUGGUGGACGGGGAGACCAAAGUGGAAGAGGUCCGGUCCAAGCGCAGGGAAAUGGCAGUGGUCAGCGAUCUGUUCGUGGGAGGGAUUCCGCCUGAUGUGCGUCUGUCCGCCCUCACGUCCAGCACGGUGAAAUAUGAACCUCCGUUUAUGGGAUUGAUCUCCAAUCUGAAGGUGGGAGAGAUGCCGCCGACUCUGCUGAACAGCAACGGGAUUCAGAACGACGUGGAGUACCUGUGCAUCAAGCAGAACCCGUGUCUGAAUGGAGGAUCCUGCGCCGUCCAGUUUGGAGAAAUUCACUGCGACUGUUCGCAGACGCGCUUCAGAGGAAAAUACUGCAAAGAAGAAGAACACGUGUCGGAAGGUCUGGCGCACCUGACGUUAAACAGCCAAGACUGGCCGGUGACCCCUGGCCUCUCGUCCACAGGUGAUUCAUCUCAAGUGGGAAAGGAAGAGUCUGUCGCGACAUUCAAGGGAAACGAGUUUUUCUGCUACGAUCUGUCGCUGACGCCGAUCCAGAGCAGUACGGAUGAGAUCACGCUGUCGUUCCGCACGCUGCAGCGUAACGGCCUGAUGCUGCACACCGGGAAGUCUGCAGAUUACGUCAAUCUGUCGCUGAAGAGCGGAGCCGUGUGGCUCGUCAUUAAUCUCGGAUCAGGGGCGUUCGAGGCGCUCGUGGAGCCGGUUAACGGGAAGUUCAACGACAACACGUGGCACGAUGUUAAAGUCACCAGAAACCUCCGGCAGCACUCAGGCAUUGGACACGCUAUGGUAAACAAACUGCAUUAUAUGGUGACCAUAUCGGUGGAUGGUAUUUUGACCACCACUGGUUAUACGCAGGAGGAUUACACCAUGUUGGGUUCUGAUGAUUUCUUCUACAUCGGUGGAAGUCCCAACACAGCGGAUCUGCCCGGAUCUCCAGUCAGCAACAACUUCAUGGGCUGUUUGAAAGAUGUCGUCUACAAGAACAAUGACUUCAAACUUGAACUUUCCCGUCUGGCCAUUGACAGAGACCCUAAGAUCAGUCUGCACGGUGAUCUGGUGUUCCGCUGUGAGGAUGUAGCGGCCCUGGACCCCGUGACGUUUGAGACCCCCGAGUCUUACAUCACCCUGCCGCGCUGGGACACCAAGAAAACCAGCUCCAUAUCCUUUGAUUUCCGCACCACUGAGCCCAGCGGACUGCUGCUGUUCAGCCACGGCAAACCUCAGAGCACCAAAGACCAGCGACCGGGCCGUGAGAUGAAGAGCGAUUACUUCGCCAUGGAGCUGCUGGACGGGUUCUUAUACCUGCUGAUGGACAUGGGCUCCGGCAGCAUCAAACUCAAGACCAGCAACAAGAAGGUCAAUGAUGGAGAGUGGUGUCACGUCGACUUUCAGAGGGAGGGGAGGAGGGGAUCCAUCUCUGUCAACAGCCGCUCCAUCCCCUUCAGCUCAAACGAGGGCAGUGAGAUUCUGGAUCUGGACGGUGACAUGUUCCUGGGCGGUUUACCUGAUACCCAGCAGGGUCUGGUUCUUCCACCCGAGGUCUGGACGGCUCUGCUCAACUACGGUUACGUGGGCUGCGUGCGUGACCUCUUCAUUGACGGGAAGAGCCGUGACGUCCGUCGGCUGUCUGAGAUCCAGAGCACUCCGGGAGUGAGCAGCUUCUGUACCCGUGAGCUGCAGAAGAGGUGCAGCAGCGCCCCCUGUUAUAACGGAGGACAGUGUAAAGAGGGCUGGAACCGCUACAUGUGUGACUGCACCGGGACCGGCUUCCUGGGAAACAACUGUGAGAUCGAGGCCACGGUGUUGAGCUAUGACGGCAGCAUGUAUCUGAAGAUCAUCAUGCCCAGCACAAUGCACACGGAAGCUGAAGACGUGGCCCUGCGCUUCAUGUCUCAGAGGGCGUAUGGGCUGCUCAUGGCCACCACCUCCAAAGAAUCAGCGGACACUCUUCGUCUGGAGCUGGACGGAGGACGAGUGAAACUCACGGUCAACCUCGACUGUAUCAGGAUAGACUGUAACCUCAGUAAGGGUCCAGAGGUUCUGACAGCGGGGCAGAAGCUGAAUGAUAACGACUGGCACUCAGUGAAAGUGAUCCGGCGCGGCAGAAACCUGCAGCUGUCUGUGGACAACAUCACCGUGGAAGGUCAGAUGACGGGCGAUCACACCCGUCUGGAGUUCCACAACAUGGAGACGGGCAUCAUGACAGAGCGCAGGUUCAUCUCGGUGGUCCCGUCCAACUUCAUCGGGCACCUGCAGGGUCUGAUGUUCAACAGCGUGCCGUAUCUGGACCAGUGCAAGAACGGAGACAUCUCGUACUGUGAGCUGAACGCUCGCUUCGGCAUGCGGCACAUCAUCGCCGACCCCGUGACCUUUCGAAACAAAGCCAGUUACCUGGCGCUGGCCACGCUGCAGGCGUACGCCUCCAUGCACCUGUUCUUUCAGUUUAAGACCACCACCAGCGACGGCCUGGUGCUCUUCAACAGCGGAGACGGCAGCGACUUCAUCGUGGUGGAGCUCGUGAAAGGGUACAUUCACUACGUGUUUGAUUUGGGUAACGGGCCGUCGCUCAUGAAGGGAAACUCAGAGAAGCCUCUCAAUGACAACCAGUGGCAUAACGUGGUGGUGUCCCGCGAUACGAAUAACGUCCACACGCUGAAGAUCGACUCUCGCACCGUCACUCAACACUCCAACGGCGCACGGAACCUGGACCUGAAGGGUGAGCUGUACAUCGGUGGAGUAGCCAAGAACAUGUACAACAGUCUGCCUAAGCUCAUCGCCUCGCGGGACGGCUAUCAGGGCUGCCUGGCCUCUGUUGAUCUGAACGGACGUUUGCCCGACCUGCUUGCAGAUGCCCUCCACAGGGUCGGUGAGAUGGAUCGAGGAUGCGACGGACCGAGCACGACCUGUACGGAGGACUCAUGUCAUCAUCAGGGGGUGUGUCUGCAGCAGUGGGAGGGCUUCUCUUGCGACUGUUCCAUGACGUCCUAUGGGGGCUCGUACUGCAGUGACCCUGGGACGACGUAUAUCUUCGGUCGUGGAGGAGCCCUCAUCACAUACACGUGGCCACCGAACGACCGGCCGAGCACGCGGGCAGACCGGCUGGCGGUGGGCUUCAGUUCACAGCUGAAAGAAGCUGUGCUGGUGCGGGUGGAGAGUGCUAAGGGUCUCGGGGACUAUCUGGAGCUUCACAUAGAGCGAGGGAGGGUCGGGGUUAUAUUUAACGUGGGGACGGAUGACAUCAUCAUCGAGGAGAGCGGCGUGAUGGUGAGUGAUGGGAAAUAUCACGUGGUGAGGUUCACACGGAGCGGAGGAAACGCCACACUGCAGGUGGACAAUCUGCCAAUCCUGGAGAGAUUCCCCUCAGGGAACUUUGAUAAUGAACGGCUGGCUAUUGCUAGACAAAGAAUCCCGUACCGACUCGGUCGGGUAGUAGACGAGUGGCUACUCGACAAAGGUCGGCAGCUGACCAUCUUCAACAGCCAGGCGUUCAUUAAAGUGGGCGGUGGUGAGAAGGGUCGUCAUUUUCAGGGUCAGAUCUCGGGGCUCUAUUAUAACGGCCUGCAGGUGCUGAAGCUGGCCGCCGAGAGCGACUCUAACAUUCAGGUGCACGGAAACCUGCGUCUGGUGGGAGACGCGCCGUCUGUCAUGACCACCGACACCACGUCCACCACCCCGCUCGCAGACAUGUCCACCACCAUCAUGGAGACCACCACUACCAUGGCAACCACCACCACACGCAAACAACGCUCACCCACCAUGAGAGACAGUGUUACUCAGAAUACUGAUGAGCUGUUAGUGGCGUCUGCAGAAUGUCCAAGUGAUGAUGAAGAUCUUGAGGAGUGUGAGCCUGGAAAUGGAGGCGAACUCGUGUUGCCCAUUAUAACCGUGGAUUCCCUUGAGCUCCCAUCAAUAGCAACACGUUACCCCGUUAUACCCCCGCCCCCCACCUAUCGCCCCUUCCUCACCCUACUCGAGACCACCAGAGAGUCUCUGCCCCUGCCCGCUCGCCCCCGCUGUCCACCGGACCAGGAGGACUGCGACGAAGCCGCAGAGGUGUCGGCCUACGGUUCAGGUGAAAUGACGGAGACGGACGACGAGGAUUAUUAUAAAAACUCGCCCCUCGUCACUGACAGGACGGUGCUUCCCCCUCCCCCCGCGGGCGACCGCCACUUGUCCCGUCCGCCCGACACGCACCGGCCUUCGCACCCCUUCGUCCCCACGUCACCCCCGGAACACCCCGUUCCCCACCUCAAACCCGCCGGCCCCAACAUCCCGGCGGGUAAAAUGAACACACGUGACCAGGUGUUGCUGCCGCCCGUCCAGCCGUCGGGCAACCCCGAGCACGGCGGGCGGCAUCGACACCCGGGCGUAACGUAUCCUCCCGAUUUCCCCCGUAUGCCCGCUACAGAUCCGUCGUCGCCGGACAGAGGCCCGCCGGGAGCGGUGGAGGUGAUCCGGGAGUCCAGCAGCACCACGGGAAUGGUAGUGGGCAUCGUGGCCGCAGCGGCCCUCUGCAUCCUCAUCCUGCUGUAUGCCAUGUACAAGUACCGCAACCGCGACGAGGGCUCCUACCAGGUGGACCAGAGUCGCAAUUACAUCAGCAAUUCAGCCACGCAAAGCAACGGCACUCUAGUGAAAGAGAAGCAGCCCGGGGCUGCCAAGAGCGGCACCAAGAGCAAGAAAAACAAGGACAAAGAGUAUUACGUCUGAGCGCGCUCCGGAGAGACGGAGGCCAAUGGGGAGAGAGAGCAAGAGAGAGAGGAUGGCAGUUUACAUGCUGUUGUGAAUCUUCUAUCAUUUCCCAUCCAGAUCUAACAAACAGUUCUCGCCUUUCAUGGUUCUGCCUUUUGUACCGUUUCAUCUCAUUCCCCUGGUUUGUUCUUUGUAAAUACGACACGAGUCACCUCCUCAGCUGAUGACGCAACUCAAGCGUGCGCAGUCUUGCACUGCGCAUCUUUUGACGAAUGAGCGAGUUGGUUUGGGCGACCUUUCGAGAUUGUCAAACUCAUCAGUUAAGCUGCCAAACCCGCUCGCUGUCAAAUCCGUCUCUCUCGAGUGUCGGUCCCUCCCGUCUCCCUCCGUCUCUUUGUCCUUGGUGCUCAGGAGCAGAUGCAACGUCAUUCUGUUGUGUUUCUAGCAUGUGCUAUUCAACAUGAAAAGAGACUUAAAACUGUUUCAGUGGAGUCAAACCAGUUAAUCUAUAUAUCAACAAAUUACGACUAGCAAAACUUGAGAACUACUAAACAUAUGUGGAUGACUCGGAUGAUGUUCAUCGCGUGUGAGUGUGUGCGUGGAUCUUGGUUUAAGCACGUGAGGAAAGUGUCCGGCGCUCUCAGAGAGAAACUUUUACACGCAGAUGGACCUCACGAGAGAUCUGAUGUGUGAACAAACAUCAAACCCUCGAGAUAUGAAGCACACAGACUGUGGAGUGCUAGAUUUCUUUUGUGUGUGUGUAUGUGUUUUAUUCAGUCAUAAUGAAGAGGGAUUAAUGACAGUAAUGUUGGAGUUAAUGUGGAAACACAGGAGGAAAGAAAGAAAUCGAUGUAAACUUGGGGAACAACCUCUUGUGAAAAGAAAUCCAGCCGUUCCUCGGAAGAACUCUUGAGCUGUAGUAUUUUGUUAAAAAAACUAACCUUCCACUGAAAUGUUUCAAAGCGUUUGUGAAAUGUCUAAAUAUUUGAAUCCCAUCCCAGUGCUUAAAGAGACACGUCUUUUUUUCCAAAUGAUCAAAAUAAGAAUGGCCGUGAAUCAGAAAGCAGAAGUUCCUUUGAUUGUAAAACAAGAUGAGAUGAGAUUUCUUUCUUUCAACAUCCAUGUCUGUCCUUCAUCUAAACGACUGAGCGUGUCUUCUCAUCCUCUGUGUGUGUGUGUGUGUGUGUGUUCCAUUCUUUCUGUUCCGUCAAUCAAAUUGAGAUCUCCUCAACGCUCUGCCCUGUUCUUCUUCAAUGUUAUUGUAAAGUGUUUCAGUGAGAUGAAUCUGCAUAGGUGUAUAUUACCAGAAGGGAAUACAAUUGGUUAUAUACUUCUUA
This is a messenger RNA of Triplophysa dalaica, 6902 nucleotides long. It is a transcript of the gene nrxn2b, whose product is annotated as neurexin 2b. The record is from RefSeq and is a predicted model, not a curated record. The coding region runs from base 523 to 5583 and encodes 1686 amino acids. The transcript has 24 exons. Lineage: Eukaryota; Metazoa; Chordata; Actinopteri; Cypriniformes; Nemacheilidae.